This is a messenger RNA of Macroventuria anomochaeta, 427 nucleotides long. RefSeq lists its product as uncharacterized. Gene Ontology annotation, biological process: nucleotide-excision repair; transcription initiation at RNA polymerase II promoter; nucleotide-excision repair, preincision complex assembly. The record is from RefSeq and is a predicted model, not a curated record. The coding region runs from base 48 to 266 and encodes 72 amino acids. The transcript has 3 exons. Gene Ontology annotation, cellular component: transcription factor TFIIH holo complex; transcription factor TFIIH core complex. NCBI's taxonomy places the organism in Eukaryota, Fungi, Ascomycota, Dothideomycetes, Pleosporales, Didymellaceae.
UUACACCUUACAUAUCCACCCGCACCCCGCAUUUCGGACACUUCACGAUGGUCAAGGCUAUAAGAGGUACACUUGUGCGAUGCGACGCGUCAAUCAAAGCCAUGCUGGUCGACAUUGACAGCAAGAACAACAACGAAUACAUCAUCGAGGAGCUAGACGAGGAGCACAUUCUAGUAAAGGAGACCAAGAUUAAUGAACUCAAGGGUCGGCUGAACAACAUGAUGAGAGAGCGUCUGAAGGAACCCGAGAGCUCAGAUUCCGAGUAGAUUGCUAUCGCCAUCGGUAUCAUUACCACGGUGCCAUGCAUACGGUAUCAUGCAACGGUCUCUGCCUGCGAAUCUACGUACACCUUACGACAUACUCUUCUUCUGGUCAGCGCCCUGCUGCGCGCCAACCCACUUAGGCCUAGUGUCAGCGUACAACUCAG